Molecule: messenger RNA, 583 nt
Organism: Diuraphis noxia (Russian wheat aphid)
Lineage: Eukaryota; Metazoa; Arthropoda; Insecta; Hemiptera; Aphididae
Source: RefSeq, a predicted model, not a curated record
AUAUUAGGUACCAGACUCGAUUUUCAAAAUGUUUCUGUCGUACACCGUCGUGCCCGUGUUCGUUUUCGCCAUAUUUUUUAACUUCAUCUACGUGUACUCUGACGAUGAUAGUUCGGCUUACAGGAAUCCAAAUUCUCCAACUAGCAUUAACUUCACGUCGUGUAACGAAUGCUUUCAAUCGAAGUGCCACAAAGAAUGGGGUGGACCGUGCAUUCCCAUCAACGACACGAUUAUCGAGUGUCUUGUGUGUGAAGAGGACGAUGAUGGAAACGCUUUGUACUACAGCAAAAAAUAUUGUGAAAAGGAAUGCCCCAAUAAUAAACACGGUUGCUUUUGCAACGGCCAGUGUUUCACGUGCUUUGAUUGGAGUGGAUCUAACUCAACCUCAUCUCUUUCGUGCAACCUGCCCACCCAGAUGUUUGACGAUAAGUGUACGUCAAUCAAUUACCAUAUGGACGGUUAAUGAAACCGUGCCGCCAUUAUCGUGAUAUUAUUUAAUAUUAAUAUUAAUUACAUUAUAUUUUUUUUUUCAACUAUAAUUUUUGUUCUCAGAAAAAUUACCCCUCCUAACUCUCUCACCAAG